UCCUCGUACCACCAGGAGCCACAAUGACAGUCCAGAGCCUCCUCCUGUCGACAAGGCUGCUUUUCGCCCUGACAGUAGUCAUGUGCGUGUCGGGUCAGUUCACCACGACCCUCAAAACCCCAUCUGGUUCCAUAAAGGGACUGGUUAAGUCCGUUCUCAGGCGGAAUGUUACACAGUUCCGUAACAUUCCGUACGCCAAACCUCCCGUAGGCAAGCUGAGGUUCAAGAAGCCUGUCCCCAUAGAGCCGUGGGAAGACACCCUCGACGGAACAGCAUUCGGACCGUCAUGUGUGCAAUAUAAAUCUAUAGGGGGCGACUAUCAGUGGGCAAGAAUAGAAAACAAGAAUCUGUCAGAAGACUGCUUGCAGCUGAACAUUUUUACCACGUAUCCCAUCUCUACAACAGACAAGAAGCCGGUCAUGUUCAUGAUCCAUGGCGGAUCGUAUAUUAUAGAACAAGGAACUGCAUAUGACUCGUCCUACCUCGCAAUAAAGGACGUCAUCGGCGUAAACAUAAACUAUCGUUUGGGUGUAUUUGGGUUUCUGAGUACGGGAGACGAUAUUCUGCCUGGUAACUACGGACUCUGGGACAUGAUUGAAGCUCUGAAGUGGGUGCAAGCAAACAUCGCGGCUUUCGGAGGGGAUCCCAACAAUGUAACUAUAUUUGGUGAAUCGGCGGGUGCAAUAUCAGUCACGUUACUGGCAAGUAUCCCUAGCAACAGAGGUUUAUUUCAUCGAGUGAUUGCUCAGAGUGGAUCUGCAACAAGCCUCAUGUCGAUAUCGCUUGAUCCAAUCCGAGUUGCCAGGGAAGUCAUCAAAGACGUGGGGUGUAUACCGACUCUCAAUUCCACCAUCAAUCGUAACGUGGUGACAGACUGCCUUCAGUAUGUUUCGGCUGACGUGUUGUUGCAGGCCUCUCUUGAGCCAACUACUAGCGUCCAUUACUACGGCUACUUCUCUAUCGCCUCGCAGCUCUACCCGGUCGUUGACAGGCAACUCUUCCGCACGCUGCCCGUCGACAGUUUAAGCGAUCCCAACUCGGCUGAAUCUGUCUUCUUCAAAUCUAUAGACUUGAUAGCAGGCACAAUGGAAAACGAGGGGUCGGUUGCAACGUACAUGUUUUACCCUUACGAAGGGACAAUGCAGUUUAACACGAGCGACGGCUAUCCGCCAGCCUUACUGUGUAACGUGAUGGCCCCAGCUGUAGCCAGGGACAUGUUCCAGGCUGGUUCCGCCGUAUCCGACAUGAUAUGUAAGAGAUACAGUACUAAUGACAAGGCUCAGCGAAGCAGGAACAUCGCCAACCUGUAUGGUGACUCGUGUUUUUUGGCCCCGACCGUGCAAAUACUGAAUUUCCACAGUCAAGGACAGGGCUCAGGUAAAACAUACCAAUAUGUGUUUUCCCAGGUGACGAAUACGACCACAUUGUAUGAAAAACCCUAUUGGAUGCUAGGCGCAGGCCACGCUGAGGAAACGGGCUACCAGUUCGGUCCUUAUAACCAAGCACCCGCAUUUGCUGCCACAGAGCAGGCCCGGGCGUUAACAGAAACAUUCAACUCGUACUUCGUCAAUUUUGCUAAAACAGGGAACCCAAACGAUGCCGGCUUAGUCUAUUGGCCUGAGUACAGUAAUACUGACCGUAGAUAUAUAGACAUCAAGUAUGAACCAACACAAGGCAAAGACCUGUUCCAGGCCCGCAUGAAGUUCCUAUUGGAAGAGAUCCCAAACAGCCUGAAAAGUGACGUAACCAACUCAGCCCGAAAUCUGUAUACGCCUGUAUCUUAUUUGGUUGGAAUGAUUGUUUUAAAUGCUCUAGCGUUAUACGUGUAGAUAUUCUACUAUACUCUUGUCUCAGUCUACAGCGGUCGUAUUUUGAUGAUUGAUGAAACUCAUUACUCAUGUUUUAUUAAGUUUAUAACGAUGUCAGUAUGCGUCUGCCCAUCCAAUAUAAACAAUUGGUUAAGGUCAAGAAGACUUUCAGCAACAAAGGGUGUGUAUAGGUCUUGAACAAAGUGCAUUUUUAUAGGUCUUGAACAAAGUGCAUUUUUUAUAGGUCUUGAACAAAGUGCAUUUUUUAUAGGUCUUGAACAAGGUGCAUUUUUAUAGGUCUUGAACAAAGUGCAUUUUUUAUAGGUCUUGAACAAAGUGCAUUUUUAUAGGUCUUGAACAAAGUGC
This is a messenger RNA of Mizuhopecten yessoensis (Yesso scallop), 2174 nucleotides long. RefSeq names its product carboxylesterase 3B-like. Bases 24 to 1829 code for a protein of 601 amino acids. The record is from RefSeq and is a predicted model, not a curated record. NCBI's taxonomy places the organism in Eukaryota, Metazoa, Mollusca, Bivalvia, Pectinida, Pectinidae. The transcript has 3 exons.